Molecule: messenger RNA, 2069 nt
Organism: Chroicocephalus ridibundus (black-headed gull)
Lineage: Eukaryota; Metazoa; Chordata; Aves; Charadriiformes; Laridae
Product: sulfotransferase 6B1-like
Exons: 7
Coding region: 70-1017 (315 amino acids)
Biological process (GO): sulfation
Cellular component (GO): cytoplasm
Molecular function (GO): sulfotransferase activity
Source: RefSeq, a predicted model, not a curated record
AAAGUUUUUCUGCAUUGUGGAAAGACAGCCUGUAUCUGUUUGUUUGAAGAGUUCCACAGGGAUACAACCAUGAGUAGAAAUAGGGAGAGAGUCAUUGAAAUACUGGAAAAUUCUUUUGCACAGGGUGAAAAAAUUCCCCCAGAAAGCAUGCUGUUUUCCUACAGAGGUAUUUUAUACCCUGCUACAGUUAGCAGCCCAGAGACUUUGGAAGCUCUGAAAUCCUUUGAAACCAGGAGCGACGAUGUGAUUCUAGCAGGCUAUCCUAAAACAGGAACCAACUGGCUUGACCAAAUGGUGAAGGAGUUGGAAUCAGCAGAUGCCAAAUAUACAGAAGAAGAAAUGAAAGAGAGAACAAAUGCUGAAAAGAAGCUAGAGACAUUUCCACGCCUAGAAUUUGGAGAUCCUGGGAUAUAUGAGAGGAUGAAGAAAAUGCCUUCCAGAAGAAUUAUACUAACCCAUCUGCCACCUCAUCUCCUGCCCCCAUCGGUUCUCCAAAGCAAGGCUAAGAUCCUUGUGCUGGUUCGGAACCCCAAAGACACGGCUGUCUCCUAUUACCACUUCUACAACAACAUGCCAGUGCUGCCGUCCUUCGCCUCCUGGGAUGAGUACUUUGCAGCCUUCAUGAAUGGGAAAUUGACCUGGGGAUCCUACUUUGACCACUUAGUGGAAUGGAACAAAUACAUCGACCAUGAGAGGAUCAUGGUGAUAAGCUACGAGGAACUCAAAGAGGACCAGAUACUGGGAAUGAAAAGGAUUGCUGCCUUCUUUGGAUUCUCCCUGUGUGAGGAAGAUUUUCACAGAAUUGCCAAGGCAACAAGUUUCCAAGCUAUGAAAGAGAAAUCCAACGAAACCCAUGGAAAGUUUGGGGAUAUCCUAUUCCGGAAGGGGAUUGUUGGGAACUGGAGAGACCUAUUCUCUAAAGCUCAGAAUGAAGAAAUGGACCGAAAAUUUGAAGACUGCCUAGGAGGAACAAAGCUGGCAGCAAAGAUGAAAUACGAUGUGUACUGCAAGGCCUGAAAAUAAGCAGAUGAGCAGCAUGAAAGCAAUUCAUGCUUCAAAGAUGAUUCUCCAGAGGUGGACCAUCCUCAUAUUUUAUGCCCAUGAGAAAAGAGAGAAACCCCUAAGAGAGGUGCCUGGCAACUCCAAGAAUUCAGGUGGUAAUUCUUAGGCAUGUGCUGGGCCUAGGGUGUGUGUUUCACUUGAAGCAACCAAAUAAAAUGUGUGAAUGACUCGAGUGAAUGCCUGGCAUCCUUCCAGGAGGGAGACGGUGCACAGGCAUCAUAGUACCAGCCUGGUGGUGUCCCUGUGACUGCUUCGUGGCCUGAGAUGGUGAACAAGGUCCCUGAGGUGCUCAGUGGUGAGGCACAGUGACCAACACAGGGCCUCUCCUCCUGGGGCACAGUGGGCUUGACAUGUAUUUGUGGUGUGAGUCUGAAACCCCAAAUGCCUGUGUACAGGCAUAGCAUGAUAGUCUGGGUUUUGACCCACCAUGGCUACCAUGGUGUUGACAUUUGUACAGAGAGGCCAGAAAGGCCUUUGGCACUUUGUCAAACUCCUUACUUUGGUUCAGGGUGGGACUUCUGGAGCUCUUGCUGCCAUAAACUAUUGGCAUCUCUGUGGACAGUUAGGUAAGUGGCAAGUGAGAAGACCCAUGACCUUUGAAUGGAAGGAUCUGGGGAAAGAAGCCCCUUGAUGACCCUGUUGCUAAACUAUUAAAGCUGCACUUGUUUGACAAUAAAUACAUUUGUGCUACAUAGGUAUCAUUUCCACACCCUCUUUGCUGGUAUAAAUGUCCUUGCUACAUCUGUGCAGAAUAUGUUGCACAACCUCUUGUCACAACCACUCUUUUGGAGAACCACAAAAGAUAAGGAAAUGUCAACUCCACCUGGCAAAGGGAACUCAGUUCCUUGGAAGAGGGAUUCCUCUUCCGUAUUCCCAGGCAGAUAAAUCUGCAGGACUCUCACACCAAACUAAGAUUAAAAACUGAGCAACCAGCAACCAAAAAUGUAUCAACAAAACUGUGAAAUUGUCAAGGCCCUGUCAAAGCCCUGACUGUCCCUGACAGCCCC